This is a messenger RNA of Colias croceus (clouded yellow), 1592 nucleotides long. RefSeq names its product target of rapamycin complex subunit lst8 (gene Lst8). Gene Ontology annotation, cellular component: TORC1 complex; TORC2 complex. Gene Ontology annotation, biological process: TOR signaling; regulation of actin cytoskeleton organization. Bases 229 to 1179 code for a protein of 316 amino acids. NCBI's taxonomy places the organism in Eukaryota, Metazoa, Arthropoda, Insecta, Lepidoptera, Pieridae. Gene Ontology annotation, molecular function: protein binding. The record is from RefSeq and is a predicted model, not a curated record. The transcript is spliced from 7 exons.
UUCCGUCAAUCAACUAAAUCAAACCAAACAAACGCUGAAAGUAAAAUAUAUUUUUUUUUAAUGGUAUUUAUAAAUACCACGCCGAAAACCUAAAGAUUUUAGUUUUGUUAUGAAUAUUGUUGAAAUAAUAACAAAAAAUCCAUACUUAUUUCUUUAUUUGAAUUCAUUAAUAUUCGAUAUUAUACGAAAUGUUCUAACUUCUAUCACAAGUUUAAAUAUCUGUUUACAAUGACUAUGUCUGGUGACGGUAUUGCUGGAGGCUCACAAGUGGUCCUCGUCACGGGAGGAUAUGACCAUACUAUAAAGCUAUGGCAAGCACACAGCGGCGUGUGUUUAAGGACUAUGCAACAUCCUGACUCGCAAGUCAACGAUUUAGAAAUCAACCCUAGUGGUCAAAUGGUGGCAGCAUGUGGUUAUCAGCAUAUACGAAUGUACGAUUUAGCCAGCGCCAACCCUGACCCUGUUAUGAACUUUGAGGGAGUCACAAAGAAUGUUUCCCGUGUUGGAUUUCAGGAAAAUGGUCAAUGGAUGUACACAGGUGGAGAAGAUUGUACAGCUAGAAUCUGGGAUUUGAGAGCCGGCAGACAAUUCCAAUGCCAGAGGAUAUUCCAAGUUCCUGCUCCAGUGAAUGCAGUUGUAUUACAUCCAGACCAGUCUCAGAUCAUGGUCGGAGGACAGACUGGGAUUAUACACAUAUGGGACCUGAAGACUGAUCAUAAUGAACAACUGAUUCCAGAAGCGGAAGCAUCCAUCCAAGACAUAGCGAUAGAUCCAUCAGGCAAAUUAAUGGCCGCGGUGAACAACAAGGGCAGUUGUUACGUGUGGGCGCUGGACGGGUCGCCCGCCCGCCCCGUGCCGCGCAAGCACCUCGUCGCUCACCACAAGUACGCGCUGCGGUGCAAGUUCAGCGCGGACUCCUCCAUGCUAGUGACAACGUCGGGCGACUGCUCGGCGCGGGUGUGGCGCACCCGGGACUGGUCGCUGGCGCGCGAGCUGCGACACGACACGCAGCGCUGGGUGUGGGACGCCGCGUUCACUGUCGACUCGCGGUAUCUGUUCACCGGCUCGUCAGACAGCUACGCGCGACUAUGGGACCUCGAGAAAGGCACUCUAGAGCGAGAGUAUUGCGGCCAUCAGAAACCCAUCACGGCUCUCGCUUUUCGUGAUCAACCCGUUUAAAUUAAAACGUUUUUUGUACCUCAGUUGAAUGUAAAACAUAUAAAACUAAAACUUUCCGAGUUUGUACCAUUUUUUGUAUCGUUAGGUUUACAAAAUUGUCAAAUUGUUACGAGAAAAUAUAUAUUAAUGCUGUAUUUUAACGCGAUAGCAUUGUUCCUUUCUAAUAAUUACAUUAACAGCUUUUGAAAGAAACCAGAAAUAUUAUUCAGGUUUGAAAUAAAGUGGGAAGAACUUGUGUUCAUAUUAUUUUACCCAUAGAAAAUACGAUCAUUACUUUAUGUAUAGGAUCGUCACUACUAGGUUAAGAAAACUCAUAGUCUUAGAAUAAAUUGACGUUUUAUUCUUGCAUUUAUUGUAUAAAUAUUUCGUAUCUAAUGUAAAUACUGUUUGUAAUAAAGAACAACUUGACGAUA